AUGUCCACCUCUAAAUCAUCCUUCCACCCUGCUUUCGCCGUCUCCAACAUCCGUAAUCACAUUUCUGUGGUUCUUGAAAUGGAGAAUGCACAAUACGGCACAUGGACGGAAUUGUUUAGGAUCCACGCCAUAUCCCAUAGGGUCAUACACCAAAUCAUCGCACCAGAGAAAGGGAAGCAGGCAGCCCCUCCCUCCGAUGACGACAAAGAACUUUGGUCGACCCUUGAUGCGACUGUGCUCCAGUGGAUUUAUUCCACGAUUUCGAAUGACCUCCUUACUACUAUUCUUGAACCUGGAGCAACGACCAUGGAAGCCUGGGAUCAAUUGCGUGAUAUCUUCCAGGACCAUCAAAACUCUCGUGCCGUUAUGCUCAAACAAGAGUUUUCUACAAUUAGGAUGGAAGACUUCCCGAACGCGUCUAUGUAUUGUCAGAGGCUCAAGAGCAUCUCCGAUCAGUUAAAAAAUAUGGGGGCUCCGGUUUCCAAUUCCCGCCUUGUUUGUCAGCUUGUUUCGGGUCUCACCGACGCAUUCAAGGAUGUGGGAACGCAGAUCCGUCACAGCAAACCAUUGCCUCCUUUCACCGAGGCGCGCUCCUCACUCGUUCUAGAGGAACGAGAACAGGCGAUGCAGGCGGCCCACUCUAUUCCUUCGGCGAUGGUGGCUGCCACAAGUGGUGAGGGUUCGACUAAUGUUUUUGAUAAUACUCAUUCGUCUGGUCAUGCUGUGAAUACCAGGGGAAAAAAUAACAACAACAAAGGCCGCAAUUCUGGCCGUCGGAACGGCGCUGGCCGUGGUAACGCUGGCGGCAAAGCAGGCCGUGGCGGCAGCCGUGGUCACAACGGCGGAAAUCACCAGCCACCGCCAGCAGCUAGCCGCACCAACCGUCUCUUCAGCCAUGGCAGCUUCCAAAUUAUGCUUGGGGAUGGAUGCCACAAGGGGCCUCCGGUGGUGAAACCGGCAACUAUCCGCACUAUUCUUAGUCUUUCGUUGUCAAAGCAUUGGCCUAUACAUCAAUUGGAUGUGAAGAAUGCUUUUCUUCACGGUGAGCUCAAGGAAACUGUGUAUAUGUAUCAGCCUAUGGGUUUUCGGGAUCGCACACAUCCUGAUUAUGUUUGGCUAUUACGUAAGUCUCUCUAUGGGCUUAAGCAGGCUCCACGUGCUUGGUAUAGACGUUUUGCAGAUUUUGUGUUUUCCCUUGGCUUCUCUAAUAGCAGACGCUCUCCGUCGUUCCAUCAUGGAUAG
Molecule: messenger RNA, 1242 nt
Organism: Lycium barbarum (goji berry)
Lineage: Eukaryota; Viridiplantae; Streptophyta; Magnoliopsida; Solanales; Solanaceae
Exons: 3
Coding region: 1-1242 (413 amino acids)
Source: RefSeq, a predicted model, not a curated record